Messenger RNA from Danaus plexippus (monarch butterfly), 1685 nucleotides. RefSeq lists its product as uncharacterized. The record is from RefSeq and is a predicted model, not a curated record. The coding region runs from base 79 to 684 and encodes 201 amino acids. The transcript is spliced from 3 exons. NCBI's taxonomy places the organism in Eukaryota, Metazoa, Arthropoda, Insecta, Lepidoptera, Nymphalidae.
GUAAUUAAAAUUUUAAUUAAUUAAGUGCAUUUGUUUCUCGAUGUAAAAAUUUUUUUGAAGAAACGUACAUACUCAGCGAUGGCGAAUCUGAUAUUAUUUGUUCUUAUAUUGCUAUAUAUUUCAAACUUUGGUCAUAAUUACUAUCACUAUGAUUGGUAUCAAAGUUAUCGGAUGAAAAUGAAAAUAUUAACUAGUGACAGAGACCUUGUGAGUGAUGCUAUACGAAACGUAAUGCGUAUUGAUCACUUGAAAGAAUACUAUACAUAUUCGUUCGCAUAUGAUGUCGGCCAAAUGAUAUAUAUGAUUAGAAGCAAAUACGCUAGAAUGAUUCGUGUGUUUACGAUAGCGAUUGAUUAUAAUAAAAAUUACCAUUAUCCUUACAAACACGUGCCACAUUUAGCGGAAAUUCAAAAGUUGGCCAUGGAAAUUUAUAAUUUAGUUGAAAUGAUGGAGGAGUAUGAAUCACUUGGGGAGAAACGAAUGAAUAAAAUGUUCAAAUUCAAUUUUCCACAAAAUUUUACUCUUUCAAAUAAGACUAUAGAGGCAAUAAAAGCUAAUUAUUCAAAUAAACUACAUCCAAGGGCAAUAACACGGAAAAACAAACAGUAUAAAAGAUAUCGCAGUGAUAUGUAUCAAACUGGUCAUUUUGAUGGUGGCGGCUUUGACUCGGAUGUAGAACAAUAAAAACGAUUUUACAAAAUUUUAAAUAUCAAGUAUUUUAUAUAUAUGGAAAAUAAGUGGAAACCUAAAAACAAACUUCUUAAAUUUCAGGUCAUGUUUCGGAAACGAUGUUUUGCAUAGUUUAUUUUAAAAAUAAAUUUAAAGUCAAAUAGGAAGGUCGAAUCCUUUAUAUUAACUGUAUUAAAUAAUAUUAUUUAAUAUUUCACUGUUAAAAUAUAAAUUAUCUUUUUGUAAUGUUUUCGUUGGGAUUCAAUUUUUUAUUUUAUUUCAAAAAGCUAUCUACUUAUUAUUAAUGUGCGCUUAGAUAACACUAACUUAAAUCUUUUAACACAAUUAUAGCCUAGCACACAUUUAAUUUUUAAUUGUUUAUUUAAACUCAGCGAAUGAAACGAACUUAGUCGUAGCUCUCCAAACCUGGAGGAAACAAAAGCACUCAAACGGCUUUAUACCAUUUCGCCUGCCUACAGACACUCACUAAAAACGGAACGCGGGGAUACAUUGGUUUACUUUUGGUUAAGAAUUUGUUAUUGUAAGCCAUAUGGGUGCAGGGCGGUGUAGGAUUUUUUCUGUUACGACGAAUUUACAGCAAACGUUAAACAAUAGGACACAUGCUGAUGUCGUGUCCAUCUGUGACGUAUAUAACCUUCGAGGCUAUUGUCAGGUCACGUCGCUGUUGAUUCUAGUGGUAUUGAUUAUAAUAUGACUCGACAAGCUUAAAAUACUUUAUUUAAGUUUGUAAGAAAUGUUAAUAUCAUAUAAGAGAAUUAUAUAUAAAUAUAUAUACCCUUAAAUUAUGUACCUACUCGAAAUGAAUUAUAUUUUAGAACACACUAAAAUGGCGAUUAAAAAGAGAAGUACCAAUAUCAAAAUUUUGUCUUUUAACUUCGUUAAAAAAAGCCAGUUUAUUUUAUUUUAAUAAUAAUAGUGCCUUGGAUGUAAUAAGAUAAACUAGAAUAAGCGACUCUGUUACAGUACAUAUAUUAAAUAUUACAUUAUACAUUACA